Messenger RNA from Tetrahymena thermophila SB210, 231 nucleotides. RefSeq names its product kinase domain protein, putative. NCBI's taxonomy places the organism in Eukaryota, Ciliophora, Oligohymenophorea, Hymenostomatida, Tetrahymenidae. The transcript has 3 exons. The record is from RefSeq and is a predicted model, not a curated record.
AUGGCUGACGUUAGAGAAUAAAGAAUUUACUGUGCCGAAUAAAUUGUAGUCCCCCAAGAAUUACCAAUAAUUUUAAAGCAUUAUUCCAAAGAAGUUAUCAGAAAUAACCCAGUUUCAAUUUAUGAUUUCUCUGCCAAGUACUUCCGCGAUUUAAUAGAAAAAAGAAAAAAUAAUUCCGAUAAGCACAUUAUGAACGAACUCGAAAAGCCAGAUUCCUCUUCAAGAGUCUGA